Molecule: messenger RNA, 3807 nt
Organism: Myodes glareolus (Bank vole)
Lineage: Eukaryota; Metazoa; Chordata; Mammalia; Rodentia; Cricetidae
Source: RefSeq, a predicted model, not a curated record
GAUACAGGUGACACACUCUGAACAGAAGACUUUGAUGUCUCAGGAUGAUUAUGAAGUGGAUGUCUGUUCUGCUGCUCCUGCAGAUGAGUUGCUACUUCAGAUCUGGGAGCUGUGGGAAGGUGUUGGUAUGGCCAAUGGAAUACAGUCACUGGAUGAAUCUAAAGACAAUACUGGAUGAACUUGUACAGAGGGGUCAUGAAGUGACAGUUCUGAGACCUUCAGCUUCAAUCUUUCUAGAUCCCCAAAAAUCACCUGAUCUGAAGUUUGAGAGUUUUCCUACGUCUAUCAGUAAAGAUGAUUUUGACAAGGUUUUCACAAUGCUUGUUGAUGUAUGGACUUAUGAGAUACCAAGAGAUUUGUGUUUAUCCUUCUCUCCUUUGCUACAAAAUGUGAUUAAUGAAUACUCUGACAGCUAUCUAAGGCUUUGCAAAGACACAGUUUCAAACAAACAACUUAUGACAAAACUACAGAGAUCCAAGUUUGAUGUCCUUUUCUCAGAUGCCAUUGCUCCCUGUGGGGAGUUGAUAGCUGAACUUCUCCAGAUCCCUUUUCUGUACAGUCUUCGCUUCUCUCCUGGCUAUACAAUGGAAAAGUACAGUGGGAAAUUUCUAGUCCCUCCCUCCUAUGUACCUAUAAUUUUGUCAGGAUUAGGAGGUCAAAUGACAUUCAUGGAGAGGGUAAAAAAUAUGAUGUGUAUGUUGUAUUUUGACUUUUGGUUCGAGACAUUUAAUGAGAAGAAAUGGAGUCAGUUUUACAGUGAAACUUUGGGAAGGCCCACUACCUUAACUGAGACAAUAGGCAAAGCAGAAAUGUGGCUCAUUAGAUCCUACUGGGAUUUGGAGUUUCCUCGCCCAACCUUACCAAAUGUUGACUAUGUAGGAGGUCUCCACUGCAAACCUGCAAAACCCUUGCCGAAGGAAAUGGAAGACUUUGUUCAGACCUCUGGAGAGCAUGGUGUCGUGGUAUUUACUCUGGGGUCAAUGGUCAGCAACAUGUCAGAAGACAAAGCCAAUGCAAUCGCAUGGGCCCUUGCUCAGAUUCCACAAAAGGUCCCUACAUUCUGAAGUUAAUUACCUUUGAAAGUCUAGAACAUUUUCUAUCUCUCUUUGAGGCAUGAUUAAUCCUUGGCAAUCUUUAUCAACAUUUUCAAAAGCUAAGUAUUUUAAUAAUAACACUCGAAUUUGUUCCUCUUUUGCUUGAUUUUCAAUAGCAUCUUUAAGUUUCUCUAUGAAGUCAGCCAUAAGGCACAGAGGGACUUUGUAUUUUUACUACUGUCCUAGAUCUGAAGUCAGAUUGCAGGCAAUACAGGAAACAUUUUUAAAGGAGACUCCAAAAAUUGAGCUGAGGGUGCCAUCACCCGUAUAUUUGACAGUUGUGCUGUAUUUACUUUGAUUUUAGCUACACUAGGAAAUAUUCCUAGAUUUUCCUUCUUUCCUAAAUUUAAGAUGUUAUCAUCCAGUUUAUAUUCAUGCAAGGAAUUAGUUAUUUCGUCCACAUUUUUAAUAACCUCCUUAUCUUCACUUAGUAUUUUAUAGCAGUUCAAAUUAAUGCCUAAGUCACCCCAAAUUGAAUGGGAAUCUCUUCCCGUUAUUUAUAUACCUUUCCAAUAUUCAUUCAUACUCUGUCAGAUACUUCUUCAUCUAAAGCACUUUCUCCUGGAAACUUGGGGUUAUAAUCACAAGCAAUAGUUAACUCUAAUCAGAGAAUCAGACAAUGUACAGUCUGAGGGUUUAGAAAGGCAUAUGAGCAAAAAUCACGAAUUGAAGUUGUAUAUGAUCAGUACGACAAGCCAUGUGUAACAAAAAAUAAGUUUUUCCAUAAAGUCUUACUUGGGUUAUCGUUGCUCUGAAGAGACAUCAUGUCCAUGGCACCUGUAAUCAUAAAUACACUUAAAUGUGGUAGCUCAUUUAACAAUUAUCAUAAUGAAGGGAAGUAUGGUACCAUGCAGGGACCUGAGCAUGCUACAUCUUGCAGGGAAAAGGAAGUCCCAGGUUUGAAUUUAACAAACUUAAGUCUGAGGAAAAUCCUCCCUCACAGGCUCUAAAAUCUCUGUUUCAUAGAAUAGACACAUAGUAGAGAACUAUGUCAUGCCUUGUAAUUAUAAAGUACAGGUAUCAGAGUUAAGCUUCUUUGUGAGGGAAUGAAGUAAGAGAAAAAGCAAAAUGUACCUUAUUAUCAGAAUAAAUAUGUGUAGUAUAUAAGGAAUCUUUUAAAUACAAAACUAUUAUAAAUUGAUCUUAAAUAACUGUCUCUAGGUAAACCUGACUAUAGAGCUCCCAUUGACCACAUGAUGGCAUUAACAUUUCACAAGUCAUUCAAUCAGCUCCAUUUGCCAGAUUAUUUUUAAUUAUAAAACCAGGAGAAUUUCAGGGAGAAAAAGAAGUCUCUAUGUGUUUAUUCUCCAUUGUUCUCUGACAACCUUGUGAAGAGCCUAUUUCUUUUCUUUAGAAACAAACCAGACAGGAUCACUAGAUUUUAUAUAAUUUUGACUCUUAUGAAAAACCCAAGUCAUGUUUAUAUUCUUGUCCACAUGGGAAUAAAGGUUCCAUAAUCCCUUGUAACUCUUCCUAGACAUUUCAUUUUCAAUAACUCAAUAUUUUCAUUAGCAUUUCCGAUUCUGAGGUCGACUGAAAGUCACACUGAGAUAAGCUUGAGGCAAAGAGACCUCAGAGCUCACCCCACAGUGACAUACUUCGUCCAGCAAGGCCACACCUCCUGAUAUUCCCACUUGCUUAGAGGGCCAUUUUCUAUCAAACCACAACAGAAACACACAGGACAGUUUAAACAUGAUCUGGAGACAAUAGCAAGCAGUAGUGGUUAACCUGAAAUAGACCCACUCUAUCUGUUAUACCUGGAAGUUUGGUGAAACACACUUACCAAAAAAGAAUCUUGCAUUUUGAAGAAAUUGAGGUCACAAGACUCUCAUUUUCUUAGAGUGUUCUCUCAAGCACUCAGAAUUCUACUCAUGUGACUCCAUUUGUGGAUAAUGUUUUAAAACUACACUAUGCAAAAUUACUCCUUGGAUGGGCUAGAUGAUUCCAUACUCCUAUUAGUCAACAUGAUGGCAUUGGUUCAAAAAACUUCAGACCAGAGAGAAUUGUGGAUCAGAAAUAUUUGUCAUAAAUAAGAAAUCAAAGACUAACAACUUGAAAUUCAAUGAAAAUAACAUAGAAAAUGUGAAUAAAAGUAAACCCCCCCAAAGCAUUUAAAAUAUAGUGGUGUUAAAAGUAGACUAUUAGAACUGUCAAACACUCUUCUCUGAGAUUGAAUUAUAUCACCUUGGAAGUGUAUUAAAUAUUUUCAUGUAUCAUUAGCUAUCUCAUUUGUCUAAACAUCUCUGCUUAGAAAAAUGAUGAUUAUGUUUAACCUUCUGGAAUGUGAAGUUAAACACAGACUCUGCUGGUGCAAUCUUCUCAGUCUCUCAAGAUCUCUCGAUAUUUUCCCCUUCUGAUGUCUUCAUCCCUCCUAGGGGAGGUAUUUACCUACGGUAUAUUUAAACAUAAGAAGAUCUAUAUUUACAAUUUCUGUUUUUGAAAUUAUAAUAGAAUUACAUCAUUUCUCCUUUUUAGUUAUUCCUCCAAAUCCUCUCAUAUCCAUUCUCCUUGCUCUCUUUCAAAUUCAUACCAUUAUUUUUAUGAAUGCUGUUACAUACAUAUAUACAUAUUAUAUGUAUUCCUAAAUAUAAUAUGGCUCCAGCAAUAAAGAUGAUCUAAUCUUUAACAGGUUAUUUGGAGAUUUGAGGGCAAAACACCAGAUACCUUAGGAGCCAAUACCAGAGUUUACAAAUGGCUGCCCCAGAAUGACCUU